This is a messenger RNA of Amoebophrya sp. A25, 168 nucleotides long. Lineage: Eukaryota; Dinophyceae; Syndiniales; Amoebophryaceae. The record is from the annotation of a GenBank genome assembly.
GUCGCGAGACUGAUCACUCCAGACAUCCACUUGUUAGGGAGAAAUAUGAGCGAUUUGAAGUCCUCGAGUAGGGAGAAAUAUGGGCGUCAGCAUGAUGCUCAACUAGUAGAAGAGGCACUAAAUACAAAGCAGGGUCAGGGACCACGGAAACGAAGAAGAAGCUGCCGG